GAGAGAGAGAGAGAGCGCCCGCGCGCGCGCGUGCGUCGGGAGAGCGCGCGAGCGGAUGCCGCUCCGGCCAUGACUCGUCCCGGGAAGCGCAGCCUGCGAGCGGCGUUGAUCCUGCUGUCCGUCGCCCAGCUGACUGCAGGUCUGAGGUGUGUGUGCCAGCUCUGCGCAAACCACACCUGCGAGACGGCCGCGGACGGAGCCUGCUGGAACUCUGUGAUGCUGGUCGACGGGAAGGAGGAGACGGACACGUCGUGCAUGUCGCCCUCCGAGAUCAAGGGCCAGGUCUUCUGUUACAGCUCCCGAAAUGUCUCCAAGAGGAACUGCUGCUUCACUGACUUCUGCAACAAUGAGACCCUAACACUACACCCAGAGAGGCCUUUGGAAGAGCCCGGCUGGAGCAGGCUGCAGCUCACCGUGGUGAUCCUGGUGCCCUCCUGCCUUCUGUGUGUGGGGAUCCUGCUGAGUGUGUUUGUCGUACAGAGCCACCGAUGUGCUUCCAGCAGAGCCCACAAGCAGGACCCGGAGGAGCCCCUGGACGACCAGAUGCUCAUGUCGGCCGACAAAUGUCUCAAAGAUCUGAUCUAUGACAUGAGCACCUCGGGCUCCGGAUCAGGUCUGCCGUUGCUGGUCCAGCGGACGAUAGCCCGGACCAUCGUCCUGCAGGAGACCAUCGGGAAGGGUCGGUUCGGGGAGGUGUGGCGGGGAAAGUGGCGAGGAGAGGACGUGGCGGUGAAGAUCUUCUCCUCCAGAGACGAGAGGUCGUGGUUUCGUGAAGCAGAGAUUUAUCAGACGAUCAUGCUCCGACACGAGAACAUCUUGGGCUUCGUCGCUGCGGACAACAAAGAUAACGGCUCGUGGACCCAGCUGUGGCUGGUGUCGGAGUACCACGAGCACGGCUCCCUGUACGACUACCUGAACAGGUUCACGGUCUCUCUGGAAGGCAUGACCGUGCUCGCUCUGUCCGUAGCCAGUGGACUGGCCCAUCUCCACAUGGAACUCAUUGGAACUCAGGGUAAACCCGCCAUAGCUCACAGAGAUCUGAAGUCUAAAAAUGUCCUGGUGAAGAAGAACGGCACCGCCGUCAUCGCAGAUUUGGGUUUGGCUGUGAAACAUGACUCCAGCACCAACUCCAUCGAAAUACCGUCCAACCACAGAGUGGGAACCAAGAGGUACAUGGCCCCAGAAAUCCUUGAUGACACGAUCAAUAUGAACUGCUUUGAGUCUUUCAAGAGGGCGGAUAUCUACUCGCUGGGCCUGGUGUUCUGGGAACUCGCCCGAAGGUGCUCUGUUAGAGGACUUCAUGAAGAAUUCCAGCUGCCUUACUAUGACCUGGUGCCUUCUGAUCCAACCAUCGAGGACAUGAGGAAGGUGGUGUGUGAAACCAAACUCCGACCCAACGUUCCCAACCAGUGGCAGAGCUGUGAGGCUCUACGCGUGAUGGGCAAACUGAUGAGGGAGUGCUGGUAUGUCAAGCCCGCUGCUCGACUCACCGCCCUGAGGGUCAAGAAGACGGUGUCUCAGCUGUCUUUCAUCAAGGAUGUCAAAGAUUAGUAGGACCCCGUCGCCCUGCAGGUCGGCACCACACACUGAGAGCAAAGACUCCCGGUCCGAGGCUGCCCCUUCCAGGAGACACCCUUCAGCCUCAGAGAGCACCUUCGGGUUGUUAUUGGUGCCUAAGUAACGUAGGGGGGGGGCGUCCAUGGCUGCUACGCACACACACAUGCACACACGCACACACGCACACACACACCGUGUGAAAAAAUGAACAGAACUGCUGCACUUUGGGUAGGAACAGUUGUGUGUGUGUGUGUGUGUGUGUGUGUGUGUGUGUGUGUGUGUGUGUGUGUGUGUGUGUGUGUGUGUGUGUGUUUAUAGUACUAUAGUGUAUACAGAGAUUAUUUGCUACCUCAAAGAUUUAAGUGCCAAAAGCUUGAAGUUACACAUGUGAUGUUUUCGUGCCAUAUCGUAAAUCAAAAAAAGUAUUGCUGAGUCGUGUGCUAACUGACAAUCAGACAGAUUAUAGAAAAACACACCAAAUUUCUUAACUAAGUAUUGAAUGGAGAAUGAUGAGAUUUAAAAAAUAAAAGGUCCUGGUCCCCAGAGGAUGGCUAAUAAUAACUGCUGUGUGGAGACUAGUAAGAGUUAUUCCCCAACACAGUGAACCUGGCCGUUCCUCUGGCGCCACCCUCAGGCCCGACUUUAAAUAUUUAGCCUGGCCGCUGGUGGGAAUUGAAUCUAUGAUGUUGUCUCAUGGGCUCAUUAGAGUGGUUUUAUACUUGUGUCUUUGUCGUCUGCACAAAGAGAAGCAUAGCUAUACGUGCCUGCUAUAAGGUUUCCACAUUUAAAGCUUUCAGUUGCUGAAUAGAGCUGCUCUCUGACAUUCAUGAUUGUUAAAAAAAAAAAGGUUAUGUUCUGUAUUCAAAUAUUCCCCAUGGAAAUAUUUCAUUUGAAUGGUUGCAAUUUCAUGUUUUUAAUUAAUAAACAUCCUUAUGCUAGCAUAAGCACAUUAAUAUUUUUAACUGGGACAUUAAAGACUACAUUUAGUGUGUUCCCAAUGCUGCUAUAGCGAGUUUCUUAAUGUACGAGACAAUAGCAAAGACGAAGGUAUGAUCAGCUCUUGAUAAGGAUCCUGAUGAAGUGAAAUCAUGAAAAAAUAAAAAAAUGAAAUUGCCAAAUUCUCAUUAAAACCGUAAAGCGGUUUCACCUGCGGGGCCUAGUCUGUCCGACGGGUGCACAUAUAAUCACGGUCCGUUGGGUAUUGUCAUAACCGGCUUUGGACAAAUGACUUCUGGGUGAGUUUGUAUUUCCAUUCUUAUCUUCAGCCACACGUGUGAUGCUGUGACCGUGUGCGCGUUGCAGAUCAUCAUCUGGAGUGACCGUGUGUAUAAAGAGGUGAAUCUCAUCUAUUAUUGUAGUGUGUUUGUGAAACUGGUACUGUGUUGGAAAAAAAAAAAACUGUUUCACAUCCAUUAUGGGUUUCAUUUCAUGCUUGGAUUAACGCCCAUGAUUUUUGUUGCCAUGACGAGUUACUUACCUCCAUGUAGCUGCUUGGUGUUGAGACAUUUAAAGUUUCUGGUAUAACUGCUAGUUGAUAAUGUAGAAGCAGCUUUUGCUCUCUUAACAAUUACCAGUUAAUGUAAACAUUAGUGGUUUUGCUUUUAAUGAAAUCAUUAGUUGACUUCAAUCAUGGGAUCGUUCAAAUUUGUGUGUUGCAGAAGACCGAUAUGAAAAAUUUAAAAUAUAGUAUUAAAGAGUGUUUCUGCCCAGGUCCAUUGAAGGUACUUUUAUAUGUAUUAUUUUUUUAAAUCAAAUAUUGGAUGUAUUCUAAGCUGAGCUUUGAUUUUGUCUAUUGCGUCAUAUCUGUUUCUCAGAAUCGCUAAGCAUGUAAAAGACUUAUCUAUCGUUCCGAAGAGGAGUGACCACAAUGUGCAAUUUUUGACUGGUGUCUUUUUUUAUAUAUUCAGUAUGAAUUUGCUAAAUGCUGGAAUCAAAUGUGAAACCACUAUCAUAACGUAAAACAAGCUCUUUGAUUUUGAAUCGAUCCUGUCAUGUAUAUCUGUGUCAUUGCUCACAUGUGAUGCCGUCGCAUUGUAUCUAUAUUUAUUUUGUAUAGAAAUGAGUUAUAUCAUUAAGUCAAUAAACUAUUUCUCAUGGAGUGGA
Molecule: messenger RNA, 3660 nt
Organism: Pungitius pungitius (ninespine stickleback)
Lineage: Eukaryota; Metazoa; Chordata; Actinopteri; Perciformes; Gasterosteidae
Product: activin receptor type-1C
Exons: 9
Coding region: 70-1551 (493 amino acids)
Biological process (GO): cellular response to growth factor stimulus; nervous system development; activin receptor signaling pathway
Cellular component (GO): activin receptor complex; plasma membrane
Molecular function (GO): ATP binding; activin receptor activity, type I
Source: RefSeq, a predicted model, not a curated record